UUGAAAUAGAGUAUCUCGGAAAGCCUGCACAUGCAUCAGGUGCUCCGUGGGAAGGAAUUAAUGCCCUAGAUGCUAUAGUGUCGGCUUAUAAUAGUAUCGGAUUGUUGAGACAGCAAAAUCUACCUACAAACAGAAUUCAUGGAAUCAUUACUACUGGAGGAGCAGCACCAAAUGUUAUACCGGAUUACACUUCUGGGAAAUUUUAUGCACGAGGAAAGACCAUUGAAGACUUAAGAGCCCUUUGUCCACGUGUGCAAAAAUGUUUUGAGGCAGCGGCCGAAGCCACAGGUGCAAAACUUAAAUCGAAAUGGAUGCGAGAAGUUUAUGACUUAAAAAUAAAUUCACCAAUGGCAACGCGUUACGAAACUUAUAAUUCUCAAAAAUUCGGAACCAAAUUCCCUUCAAAAGAACAACAAUCUUUAAUUACAUUCGGUACUACAGAUCAAGGAAAUGUAACAUAUGUAGUCCCAGGAAUUCAUCCUACUUAUAACAUUUUUGAGUCACCAGCUAAGGUUAGAAAUCAUACUCGAGAAUUUGCUACUCAGGCGAGAACUAAAUUCGCUCAUGACAAAACAAUAGAAGCUUCAAAGAGUAUGGCAUUAGUUGGAUUGGAUGUUUUGAUUGAUAAUAAGUUUUACAAAGAGGUUAAGGAAAGUUUCGAAGGUGUUUAA
Molecule: messenger RNA, 671 nt
Organism: Racocetra persica
Lineage: Eukaryota; Fungi; Glomeromycota; Glomeromycetes; Diversisporales; Gigasporaceae
Source: the annotation of a GenBank genome assembly